Molecule: messenger RNA, 2839 nt
Organism: Bursaphelenchus okinawaensis
Lineage: Eukaryota; Metazoa; Nematoda; Chromadorea; Rhabditida; Aphelenchoididae
Source: the annotation of a GenBank genome assembly
AUGGGACGCGGAGACGACCGUGAAACACAUGAAGUUCAAAAGACACUCGAUCAAACGCUGGCCGAAGCCAUUUUGGGCGUUAGUAAGGUAAUCAUUUUGGUUUUUGUCUUUGUUUUUAGGCUUUUUAGAGAAGAAAGGAGGAAUUGCCGAUGUUAUAAUUGAUGUUGAGGUUGCGGUUUGCGUUUUUAAUGUUGUGUAAGGUCAGAUCAAAUUGAAUUUUAACUUAUUAUAAGGUUAAAGGUCUUUGUGACGUAAAAGGGAGCUUUUUGUUUAUGUUUAUUGCAUUUUUGAAGAAAAAUUAAGGAUAUUUGAUAUUACUCUAGAUAUAAAAUCUACUUUUACUCUUUUUGGUAUGAAAUUGGGUGCUAACUUUGUUGAUUUAUUAGUAUUAGAAGCUUUUGUGUCUGUGUAAGGUAUAACGAAAGGUUUGAUUUAAACUUUGUUGGCAGUUUUUGUGAUAUGAACACUUGUAUAUUAUAAUAGGCAUCAAUUGAACAAGUUAGUCUUUUUGAUUCCACAGCUAUACCUGGACGUUUUUUAAUGGUUGUGACUUCUAUAAGAACUUCAAAGUUUUUUUUCAUUUGUAAUAAAUGGUUUUUGAGAAAUAAGUUAACAAAUUUUUAUGAUUAUUACACUUGAUAUUAGAAUGUUGCUUUGGUUUAGAGCUCACAUGUGCUCGCAGUUUGUUUAAUUUUGCUUUAUAGUUGUAUCAGAUUCAUUUUUAAAUGUUAUUUGUUGUUUGAAAUUUGCAGGUAUGCUGCUUUUUGAGAUACCAGACUUUUCUUAUAUUACCCUUGACAUCAGAUGUUGUGGUGUUUUUAAAGUUUAAUAUCGGUAGUUUCUUGUUGAUGUGACGUUUAGUAGCAUAGGUAAUAUGUUUUUAAAGGAAUGAAUAAGUUGUUUGUUUGUCGCGGUUUCAAAUACGGUUUUUUCGAUAUUACACUUGGCAUUUGUUGAUUUUUAUUAUUUUUUCUAUUUUUUCGAUUUUUUUUUGAGGAAUUUGGCGUUUUGUGGUAAUAUUUAUGUAGCGUUUGAUGUAAAGAAGCUUAUUUUGUCUUUUUUUUCAGGUAAUUAAUUUGUUUCCCAGUUUCCAAAACAAGGCCAAAGGGCACAAACCAAGAAAUGCUGCUACAGCGAAGGAUUCCGCAUCUCCAGACCAAUCAGCUUCUAACACAUCGUCAACAAGAGAACAGUUAUCGUAUGUUGGGAAUCCUGGUCCAAAAAUUGAAGAAGUGAGUGAAUUGAGCUUAGUUUUAUAUUGUUUUAUAGACAAUUUCAUAUUGUUAUAGUAAAUUGAUGGCUAUGUUAAUAUAUUUGGUUUCAGGAUCACGGCAAAGGUUUGGUGAACCGUGAUCGGGUAGUAGAAUGUCAAGAAAUGAUGUAUGUGAUUAGAGAAGCGAUGCCUAACGACGCGAAAGAUCGUUUGACACCGCACGAGAUUAAGAGGUUGAUCAUGAACAAGGAUAAGAUCGGACUUGGGUAAUGUUUUCGAAGGGUUUGAUGGUAUUUUUGAUUUGAAAUUUAAGUGAUAUGGCAUGAAGAUUGUAAUGUUGUUAUUAAAUUGAGAGUGUGAUCGAGGAGUUAUAGGCAAAAAUUGGCAGUUUAUCGCUAAUAUUGUCCAUCUUAUAGUAGAUGAUGAAUUUUUAAAAAACUAGGGAGAGAUUAGAUUUCAAAUUUGUACAAAACAGUGAUAAGAAUAUGGGAAACACUUUAAACUUUAAAUUUAAUGUUGUCAACAAACCUAAUAUAACUUAUAUUGUAGUAGAUGCCCGUGUCCAUACAAUUUCAUCCCAAAAACUCGAAUUCAGCCGACAGCCUUCAGUUCAGGGGAAUCAACCGACGAACCAGAUCCAAAUGUCAAUUUGUGCAGAUCGAAUCGACCAUCGAAGAAAAAGAAGCCGACAUCAACGCUGGAUGGAGAUAUCUUGAUGUCCAAGAUUGAAACUGAAGGAAUACAACUGAAAAUGCCAACGAUUAAGGUGGGUUUUUGUUUUUUAAAGUUUCUUUGUUUAUAUAGGGUAUGAGGGAUGGCAAUGGUGAUUAGAAAGGGUUUUUAAUUUUGGAAAUUUGUUUUUUUUUGGAAAAAUUUUUCGUUAAAAUAUGUUGGAAUUGGAAGAAGAAUUUAAAAUUAAUUAUUUUUUUCAAUUUUUUUUAUUUUUAAACUUAUAAACACCCUUUUUAACACGUUUUUACUCCUUCGAACCCACUAAUCAGCCCCAAAAGGAAAGGGUUCGAAAAGGAAAGAGAGGGAGUCGUGUACGCCCAUAGCCCGUUGAACGCACGCCAUCCCGUCCGAUCUGGCAAGUUAAGCAACGGUGCGCUUGAUUAGUACUUGGAUCGGAGACGUCCUUGGAAUCUCGAGUGGCGUACGCAUUUUUGCCAUAUAAUGCUAGUUUUUGGUACUACUUUUGGGUUUAGGGGUAAAAAAGGGUUGUUUCAUAUUAUUUUAGUGGGGUUUUUGAAUAAUAUUUUUUUGGGUUUGAUCUAAAAGGAUGAUUUUUUGGCAUUUUGUUUGCACUUUUUGUUUUUGUACGCUUUUUGAAGCCAUAUUUUUGUUGUUUUUGAUAAUAUCAAUGAGCUAGGAAGUGUAGUAGGUGUUUUUAUACUGUUUUAGGAGGUCUUUUUGGCGUUUUUUUUUAAAUUAUUUGGCGAUUUUAAUACCCUUUGCUUUUAGGUACCUGGUGAUUUGGCCAAAACCUACUCGUUAUCAUUUGAUUUGGAGCUGAAAAACGGCCGAAGGCCCUCGAGUAUCGUGACAAACACAUUUGAACUGAAGAAUGACCAAGUCGAACGAAUCUUUGUUGAUGGAAAAGAGUUUGUGAAAGUCAGCCGUGUCUAA